This is a messenger RNA of Pygocentrus nattereri (red-bellied piranha), 2000 nucleotides long. RefSeq names its product chromosome 16 C18orf54 homolog (gene c16h18orf54). The record is from RefSeq and is a predicted model, not a curated record. NCBI's taxonomy places the organism in Eukaryota, Metazoa, Chordata, Actinopteri, Characiformes, Serrasalmidae. Bases 171 to 1748 code for a protein of 525 amino acids. The transcript has 8 exons.
GUGCUGUUGGAGCCGUUAGAGCGGAGCAGCCGGUUGCUAGUGCACUGGUUACGUCUUUGUUUACACCAGUAAACUACAAAAAACACAGCGUUUACAAUAAACGACUCCAGAAGCGAUGACCGCUACAGCACCCUGAUGAUGGUGAUUCCUGCUGUUCCACUGCAUCGGUCAUGGGGUCUGUGGAUGGUCUUCUCCCUCCAGAAUCGACCGUCACCUCACUGCUGGCCAGCUCCGGACGAAUGAAAAGCUCUCUGCACCCGGAACCAGUCCGUACCAUUAAAUACAAAGACAGAAAUUAUGAAUCGGCCUCUGAAGCGCUGGACGCUUACAUUGCGGAUUUCCAGAGGGGCCUGCGGACCACGGACGCCUCCGUAGGGCAGCUGGAGCUUCCAAAGGAACCGGCCACUUCUCGUCUGCACCGAUACAGAAACAGAGAUGUGCUGAAGGAGAGCUUGACAGAAGGAGAGCUGGACUUUCUGAAGCUUCCCGUUAGCCCGAAGCCCAGAGACUCCGACCGCCUCAGCAUGACAACCGACGACCUCCUGCUUCUGCCGUCCGACGGCUCGCUUCCCGUGACUCGCACCUCAGCCUUCCUAUCCCAGUCUGGACACUACCCGCUGAGACUGAGCUUUAACUCUAGCUCCUGGUCUCGUUCGAGACCUUGUCGUGCUCCAAGAAGUUCAUUCCAUCAACCCCCUACACCGAAGACUCCUUCAAGAGCUUCUGGACAAAACAGGCCACUAUGUGUGGAUGACUUGUUGUCAGGCAGGUCAAGAACUGGGCGUGGAACACUCCCUCCCAGCUCUUUUCUAACCACAAAAAGGGAUACUCCAGGCUCUCUGGCAUCCCACCACCUCCCCAGAUGGAUGACGAGUCACAAGUCGGAGAUGGACUUUUCUGGGGUGACUAGCAUUCCUGACCUGAGGUAUCCCGCCUGGCUCAAGGACUGUGACAUUCCAACAGAAACUACGUCUGGUGCUCUAGCUGUUCCCUCUUGGGUCAACGAGCUGGAGGAAAACACUGAUGAAGGUCAGCAGGACCCUAAAGGUCACAAAAAAGGCAGCAACCAGGACGCACUCAGGGAGCUGAGGCUGCAGUUUGCAGAGACGUUAGCAGCAGCUGAAAGCGGAGAAAGCAGACACGCCAUCUAUGACAAGGGGCAACCCUUCAGAGGUGACAAGAUUGGCUCUCUGAUCCAGAGGGCAGAGCAGGUGUUGAACUCCCCAUCUCUUGGUCUCUGUGGUACAGCCAAGGAGCAGCAUGGCAGUCCAGGAAGCACAGAGCUUCUGGAGGCUGAUCGCUCCUGGGACAAUCCUCCAGUGACAUUCAAGUCUCCGGUACCAGUAGGGGAUCCUGAAGAACAACUAACCACUGAAGAAUCUCAGAAAGAUACAACAGAGAAGUCGAUAGGCUCCUCAUCAGGCUACAGCAGCAGGAAGCACCAUGGACCUGUUGAGGCCCUCAAGCAGAUGCUGUUUAGCCUUCAGGCCGUGGAGCAGAGGGUGAUGCAGCAAAAAGAGACAGAGCCACACAGCAUGGCUAGCGUUCCAAACCCACGGACUCCGAUGACGAACAGGGAGUUUAAGGAGGUUCCUCAACCAGAUUCAGACGAUUAUGAUUCAGCUCCUGGUGGGGAGUCGUUGCAGAGAGCUCUGCAUCACCUCGGAAGACUGAAAAGCCUCGUGGAUGAAAUGAACGAGAAGAAGACCAGGGGACUGCAGCAGAGGGGGGAUGCUGGACAAAGCUAACUGCUUUUGGUUUUCACAGAGUCCCUGAUGGAACUGAUGAAGGGUUUGCUGAUGAGACCCAGGUGAGUUAGAGAGGAGGAGUUGCCACCUGCCGUCCUGCAGCCUGCACUGCUAAAUAAAGCAGAUAAAGAGUUGCCAAAAUGAAGAAACAGCACAGCGUGACAUUAUUAUAUGCACAGUGCCUUAUGAGUUCUCGAGCACAAAAAGUUUCAUGAUAUUAAUAAAGUGCAAUUAGUUCAAAAAGUGACCUUA